This is a messenger RNA of Saccostrea cuccullata (small rock oyster), 1251 nucleotides long. Its product is annotated as GTPase IMAP family member 9-like. The coding region runs from base 1 to 1251 and encodes 416 amino acids. The record is from RefSeq and is a predicted model, not a curated record. Gene Ontology annotation, molecular function: GTP binding. Lineage: Eukaryota; Metazoa; Mollusca; Bivalvia; Ostreida; Ostreidae. The transcript has 7 exons.
AUGGAUCAAACCGAGUCCAAUACGAAUGAAAUGGAAUGCAAUCAGAGACGAACUCCUUCAACAGAAAGUACUCUUGGUGCAAAAACAGCUGAAGUAAAAAGUCAAUCUGAAGACGUUCAACCACCCACUGGAGAAAUAAAAGAUGCUGGUAAAAGUGAUCCCGAAAAAGGCAAUAAAGAGAAAAAACAAACCGUGUCCAAUCAGGAAAAUUUUGGAUGCAAUCAGAGACAAUCUAAUCCAAUAGAAAAUACUCCUGAUACAGGAGCAGCUGAUGUAAACAUACAGCCUCACAAAGAUGAGAAAAAGACAGAAGAAGAGUUAGAAGGAAGUGAAAGUGCUUCUGAUUAUACAUCUGAAAAAGACCCUGAAGGAGAGUCUUCAAAUGAAAGUACACCAGGCGCCGAAGCAGAGUUUGAUGAGGAAGAACUUCGCAUAGUUUUAUUGGGGAAAACAGGAAGUGGAAAAAGUGCAACAGGCAAUACUAUCCUUGGAAAAAGAAUGUUUGUAGAAUCAUCUUCUGCAAAGUCAGUCACCAAGGAAUGUCAAAGAGAACACAUUUCAAGAUUUGGAAAGGAUAUUCAGGUUAUUGAUACUCCUGGAUUGUUUGAUACAGAUAUCCCUAAUUCGGUUGUGCAACUAGAAAUAUCAAAAUGCAUAGCUAUUAGUGCACCAGGUCCACACGCAUUUAUUUUAGUUCUCGGGCUAACCAGAUUCACCCAAGAGGAAUACGCCGCUGUACGUCAUUUUGUCGAUCGUUUUGGAGAUGAUAUUUAUGAUUUUUUUAUAAUACUCCUUACAGGAAAAGACAACUUAGAUUAUGAGAAUAAAACACUAGAUAAUCAUUUCGAAACCCUACCAGACAACCUAAAAACAUUUAUAGAAAGAUGUGGCAACCGAUGCAUAUCCUUCAACAAUAGGUCAAACGAAGCAGAAAAAGAAAAACAAGUGAAAAAUCUCUUGAAAAUGAUUGAAGAAAACACCCAUAGAAAUGGAAAGAAGUAUUACACGGAUGUAAUAGAGUAUCGAAAGCUCUUAGACGAGAAGAAAAGAAACAAAAACUUAAAGGAGGCAAAAGAAAUAGCACGAAAAGAAGCAGAGAAAUCGAAAUGGUUUAUGAAAAGGUACUUUCAUAAAUUUAGACGAUGGUUUGGAACAAUUAAAGAGGACAAGGAUAUUGAGAAAAAAUGUGAAAUGGAAGCAGAAGGUGAAAUGGAAGCAGAAGAAGAAAAAGACAGAGAGCACGAUGAAUAA